AGUGAGACUUUAAAAUGGACGCUACCGUGUUUUGUCAUUUGUUUUAAUUCACAUUUUUCUAAUUAUCGAUUUUGACGAACUUAUUCACAAUGAACCAGGCUAUGUUACCAUUUAUUAUUUCAAGAACGUUUAGUAGGUCGGCUUAUCCAAGUUUUCCGGCAAAAGAUCGCUAUUUGGCGAAGUUUUUAAAGAAAAAGAAGAAACGUUCCUGGCACGAUUCUCCGAUGAUGUCAUUACAAACUGGAACCUCUUUCAAUAGUCCACUCAGUAAACCUAAUCAUGGCAACACACGUCGGGCACAGCAGCUCAGCUUUUUACUCCAUCGUUACAUCACAGAGAUGCUGUAUGGGGGAGAAAUUGAUCAAGAAAUUUUGAACACUGGUGUACAGAUUUCAAAGGUGCAGCUCCUACCAGAUAUGACCAGCCUGAACAUCACUUGGACUACCACUGGGACUGAACAGGACGCGAAAACACAGCAGAUUCUAGAAAACAAUGCUGGGAAGAUAAGGAGUGCCCUUUCCUCGAUGUACAUCAUGAACAGAAUUCCGAGAAUAACCUUUGUAAAAGACAAAUUCACGGCACGUGUUGGAGAGGUGGAACGGCUUUUAAAAAUAGCAGACACAGGUCCAGAAACUGAACAAUUACAUGUAGAUGACCAUGAAGAAACUGAUCUGGGUUCAGAUUCUGAAACUGACUUAUCGGACCCGGAAAGCAGGUUCGAGUUAUUCAAUACAGACUUUAGCCCGAAGAAUAAUGUUCUUGGACUAGAUCAUGCGUCCUUGAUGCAAAGUGUUAUCAACUCAAAAACUAAAUCAAAGGACAGAUCAUUUGAAAUUGAAGAAGAAAAAACUGGUUCCUUUCGACUUGAGAAUAUUUCUCCAGGUCAGUUAAAUAAGCACAUUGAGGCCAAGUUACGGUCUCGGAAGAUGGAGAAAAUCUCCAAGAAAGAGACUGGUUUGAGUCGGUAUGUCGAAGAUCUGUCACUUUAUGAGGAAAGAUACAAAGACACUUUUGAUGAUGAAGAUGUUCAUUAUCAAGAGGAUUGUGAUGAGAACUGAAAUCGAACAGAAAUUGGAGUGAACUGAGGAUAAAGGCAGAGUUAGUGCCCUUAUGUAAUAGAAAAUGCAUCAACUGUUCUGAAUUAAAGCCUCAUUUUGGUAUAUCAUAGUU
Molecule: messenger RNA, 1170 nt
Organism: Lineus longissimus
Lineage: Eukaryota; Metazoa; Nemertea; Pilidiophora; Heteronemertea; Lineidae
Product: putative ribosome-binding factor A, mitochondrial
Exons: 5
Coding region: 90-1058 (322 amino acids)
Biological process (GO): rRNA processing
Source: RefSeq, a predicted model, not a curated record